Messenger RNA from Camelina sativa (false flax), 581 nucleotides. The record is from RefSeq and is a predicted model, not a curated record. Lineage: Eukaryota; Viridiplantae; Streptophyta; Magnoliopsida; Brassicales; Brassicaceae.
UGGAAAAGGAUCACAUGUCAGUAUGAUCAUUUAACAUUUAAUAACGAACUGUGCAAAGAAGGGGUUUUGUACUAUGGAGCCAGGUUAUGUCUUGACGGAUCUCUGGUCGUCAUGAGCUUCAAUGUUAAGUCUGAAAAGUUUAGUACCGUCAUUGAAUGUCCUGAUGGAACUGCUUAUAGCAUUUGGAAGUUAGUGAUUUAUGAUGGAAACAUUGCCUUAGUGGAUGAGACUGACUUUGAAAAUGUUGUGAAUGAUCCGGAUGGGGCUAGAGUUUUACAGAUAUUUGUUUUGGAUGAAACCGCACAGAAAUGGCGGGAAACGUGCAUCAAGAUUCAUCGUUGGGAACAAAAAGUUGGAGAUAGGGAACUUUAUUUCAAAGGUACUAUUGGAACAAGAGAACUUGUUUUCGCACCAGCCGAUUGGUUAGAGGGACAAAAUUUUGUGGUGUAUUAUAAUCCAGCCACAAGAGAGUUAAGAAGAUUUGAGAUUGAAGGAAUGGUUGAUGGAUACUUUGAUGUUCAAACCUACUUGGAUCAUGUUGAGAGUACUUGGCUUAUUGAAGAAUAAGAGUUGGUUGUUCA